AUGUCUCCACGUUUAAGAAACGGAAAAGUUUGGCGUCAACCGUUGCUGUCAAAGUACCAGGAGAAGCCACCUCAGGGAAUUCGAAACGAAAAAUCACAUCUCUCUCCUCAAAGAACCGAACCAUUAGACCACCUGCAACGCUCCCAGAGAAGCGUCCAACAACCUAGCGGCCGUAAGCGGAAACGAUCGCAGGACGAUGAAGGCCAAUUUCCUACCAUAAUCAAAUCGCCUUCCAAGCAAGAGCGAACGUGCGGAGUCAGCGUUGAGAAGCCCAAUCCGGUUGAAUUCUGGGUAACGGAAAAACACUGGCCGAAGGACUCCAAACAAUACAACCUGACUUGGGACGAUCUCAAAAAAGACACCUGGUACGAGAAAUUCUGGGACCCGGAGAUGAAUCGUUUACUUCCAAAGCAACAGUCGUCUUCCUCUCUCCAUAAGAAGCAAACGGAGUCAGGUGUCAUCGCCACAGAUCCCCAUACCUCAAGCACAACUGCUUCAUACCAAGACAUACGCUACCAAACUGUACUUGCGGCUAAGGGUAGCUACUUGGAUGAUUCAGAGUUAGGAAUCACAAAUGCAAGCAAGAGCAUCUGCCGAGUUUUACUUAGGAAGAAGCAGACAGUUCCCCAAAAGUCGCUUUUUCGGGCUGAUCUGUUCAAGAAGACUUGCAAGAAGUUAGAAAGCAGAAACGAGGCCAGACUUAUUCAAGAUGUUACUCGGCUUAUUGUUCCUUCUGCGGAAACACUUGCGACUUUCGGAGCCAAACAGCUUGAGAUCUUAGUCGAGAGUGUCCACGAAGGCUGGAAUAAUUCCAUUCCUAUAACACAGACUCGUCCGCAGCCCGACUAUGCGGUAGGAUUUGGGCGAGGGGCAUUCACAGAGGAUCAGCUCAAGCGGCUUAAACCCCUUGUCGGCGAGGUUACUGAAACUUCUUUCUUUAUGGCCACUUACUACAUGUACUUCCCGUUCUUAACCUGCGAAGUUAAGUAUAGCAACGCCGCACUAGAUGUUGCAGACCGGCAGAAUGCGUAUAGUAUGACAAUAGCAGCAAGGGGCAUUGUCAAACUCUUAGGCUUGUCAAGCGCGAAAACGAGCUUCAUCGAGAAAUCCUGGCCUUCUCUAUCUCACACAAUCACCGGUCUGUCAGAAUAUAUGGUCACUAUCCUAUUAUUGAUGGCAAGAGAACUACCUUUUACUGUCAUCUAA
Messenger RNA from Venustampulla echinocandica, 1206 nucleotides. RefSeq lists its product as uncharacterized. The transcript has 3 exons. Bases 1 to 1206 code for a protein of 401 amino acids. Lineage: Eukaryota; Fungi; Ascomycota; Leotiomycetes; Helotiales; Pleuroascaceae. The record is from RefSeq and is a predicted model, not a curated record.